Molecule: messenger RNA, 2399 nt
Organism: Drosophila takahashii
Lineage: Eukaryota; Metazoa; Arthropoda; Insecta; Diptera; Drosophilidae
Gene: Itgbn
Product: Integrin betanu subunit
Biological process (GO): cell-matrix adhesion; integrin-mediated signaling pathway; cell adhesion mediated by integrin
Cellular component (GO): cell surface; focal adhesion; integrin complex
Molecular function (GO): integrin binding
Source: RefSeq, a predicted model, not a curated record
UAACGCUCUAUUUAUCGCCAUCUCCCUAACCCAGAUGAGCAAUGCAUGCACGCGGACAGCUGUGAAAGGUGUUUAUCCGCGCACCUGGAAUGCGCCUGGUGCACGGACAAGGAAUAUCAAGUGGGGUAUCGCUGUCUCUCUCGCUCGCAACUCGUGAAGUACAAUUGCAAUGAGUCGGAUAUAUACGAGAACCAGCCGGUUUUAGAUGUCCUGCAGAGUAAACCCUUAAAGGACUACGAAACAAGUGAUCAGGCAGUUCAAGUGACUCCCCAACGAGCAAAACUAAAGUUGGUCAAAGGAAACACGCAACAAAUCAAGCUGAGCUAUAGAACAGCACGCAACAAUCCACUCGAUUUGUACGUGUUGAUGGACCUCACCUGGACAAUGAGGGACGACAAGGAAACUCUGGAGGAGUUGGGAGCUCAACUCAGUCAGACCCUAAAAAAUUUAACAGCCAACUACCGGCUGGGAUUUGGUUCCUUUGCGGAUAAGCCAAUUUUUCCAAUGAUUCUCCCGCAGCAUAAGGAAAAUCCAUGUGCUGCCGAGCGGUCUAUAUGUGAACCAACUUAUGGAUAUAGACAUCAGUUAUCGCUAACCGAUGUUAUUCCUAAUUUUACCUCGGCUGUCAAAAAUAGUAAAAUCACAGGAAAUUUGGAUAAUCUGGAGGGUGGUUUGGAUGCCUUAAUGCAGGUCAUAGUGUGCACAAAUGAAAUCGGUUGGAAGCAACAAGCUCGAAAGGUGGUGAUCCUAGUAACCGAUGGAUUUAUGCAUCUAGCUGGCGAAGGUCUGCUAGCUGGUAUUACCCAGCCCAAUGAUAAGCAAUGCCAUCUUAAUGCAGAUGGUGAGUAUACGGCCUCUUUGGACUUCGAUUACCCUUCGCUAGAGGAAAUCUAUAGGGAAUUACUUCGGCGCAAGAUCAAUGUGAUCUUUGCUGUUACGAAGGAGGUUGAACACAGUUACAGGGAGCUCAGUGCCUUGAUGAACGAAAUAACUUAUGUGGACCGGCUGAGGGCUGAUUCCUCUAAUAUCUUGGAACUAAUUAAAAAGAGUUAUGAGAGCCUUAUAAAACGCACUCAGUUCGCCGAUAAUAGCCCGGACUUUAUAGAGAUGGUCUACUAUACGGAUUGUGGUGGCCAGUUUCCCAGUUUGCAAAAACGGAAUUUCUGCAAUAAUGUCAGCCUAGGCAAGCAGAUUGAUUUCUAUGUGGACGUCACGCUCAAAAAAUAUCCAGAUAAUAAAAAUUACAACUACCAAAUCCGUGUAGAAGAAACCUCUUUGAGCGAGUACAUGGACUUGGAUGUUGAGCUGCAGCGCCCUUGUCCUUGCCAGGAAAUCCCGGAUCCGACCAACGAGGACGGACGGUUCCAGUGCCAGAACCAGGGCUAUUUGUACUGCGGAAUGUGCCAGUGCGACAAGGGAUGGACUGGAACCUUUUGCACCUGUCCCACGGAUGCCACCAAUGUCACUAGCAAUGAAUUUCUGCUCCAGAAAUGCCGUCAACCAUUGUCGGAUACAACAACUUCCCAAUUGGUUUGCUCCAAUCACGGCGAUUGCGAUUGCGGAAGUUGCCUAUGCGAUACUGGAUAUACAGGUCCUUUUUGCGAGUGUCGCGAGUGCUUGGAUUGCGAUGAAAAGCUAGCAGAUUGCUUCUGUGGCCAGUGUGUUUGCAAAUACGGAUGGUCGGAGAACGGAUGCAAUUGCGAGGGAAAAACUGAUGCCUGUGUGGGACCCACGGCCGAAAUUUGCUCCCAGAGAGGCUACUGUGAGUGCGAAGAAUGCCAGUGCGACGAGCCCUAUCUUGGGAAAUUCUGCGAAGUCGAUCCGGAGAAGGAUAACAAACUCUGUCUGUUCUAUGAGCCCUGUGUUACCUGCCUUAUUCAACAAAAACAGGGAAUGGGCACCUGUGAUAACUUGACUGAAAUAUGCAGCAGUUCUGAUAGACAGGACAUGCAUAGACACCGUUUUGUUAGCGACUUGGAUCUCGAUCAGGAUCUUUGCUUGGUGCGAAUGGUGAACAAACAUGGCAUCCAGUGCGAUAGCUUCUUUGCCUAUCAGGUCAUCGACCACACAAAUUUCUUGAUUAUCAAAGACGGUGAAUGCGAUCCCCCAGAUUAUGUGGCCCUGGUUGGUUAUAUAUCGGCAUUCACCCUGCUCAUCGGACUUGCUAGCAUGUUCCUAAUCUUUUGGUGCAUUCGAGCUAAGGAUGCCAGGGAAUAUGCAAGGUUCGAGGAAGAUCAAAAAAGCAGGUUGCUUCAGGAAAAUCCAAUUUAUCGGGAUCCCGUGGGAAGAUACGAAGUCCCCAAGGCACUGAGUGUGAAAUAUGAUGAGAAUCCCUUUGCUAGUUAAUCUAAAUUUAGUUCUUUAACUUAUAUUUUAGUACUGUGUUAAGACUAAUAAUU